Ctenopharyngodon idella (grass carp) is the source of this 4974-nucleotide messenger RNA. It is a transcript of the gene wscd1a, whose product is annotated as WSC domain-containing protein 1. Bases 730 to 2460 code for a protein of 576 amino acids. Gene Ontology annotation, molecular function: sulfotransferase activity. NCBI's taxonomy places the organism in Eukaryota, Metazoa, Chordata, Actinopteri, Cypriniformes, Xenocyprididae. The record is from RefSeq and is a predicted model, not a curated record. The transcript has 9 exons.
AGUGCUGCUGAUGCUCGUGUCCCAACUCUCUCCUCCUGGUGUGGUCUGGUCUCGCUCUCUUCUUCGACGCAUGCGCACACAGGCAGCGCUGUCCUGCUUAAAAACAGCUGGGCUCUUACGUGCGUUCACAUAGAGAAACGUGGGGCUGCAAAGCAAAGGGGACACGGCAACGGAUUUAGAUAAGGAUUAUCGCUGUUAUAGUGGUUUCACAGCUAUGCAAAAUAAGAAAAUGCAAGAGGAUUAGUGACACACAUCAAGUGGAGCAAAAUAGCAAAACAGAGUGAGAAAGCGAGAUGCGACUCGCCUCGGAGAUGAAAGAGAUGCUCAUGUUCAUGAAGAGGUAAUAACCAAAGGAAAUCUCUGAAACACGUUUAAUAUGCUAUAAGAUUUGUAUUCUUCACUGCCGAGGAGUAGUUGAUGAAGGUUCCCCGAAGUCUUUGAGCCGUAAGAGCUCAGAGUACAUCCUGCCACAAGUACUUCUGUCAUCAAGGGGAUGUAACGCCAAACUCGAGUUUUCACUUAAUCCUCUCACAGGUAAACGGCGGGACAUUUUGCCUGAGGAAUUUUGCGCUCAAAGAGUUUUUAAACAGAAUGUGAAUAAGGUAUCAGUGGUAGAGCUUUCUAGAGAAUGAAGCUCCUGGAAUAGAGCUCUAUCCACCUUUUAUUUUUUGGUUGGAGGCAUGAAACUGUAGAAUCAGUUUUUCUUCACUAACCUGGAAGGAGGGCAACAUGGCAAAGCCCUUCUACAGGCUUCAACGCUUUUUACGACGGACUCAGCUGCUCUUCUUGUUUCUCGGUGUCGCCUACAUUAUGGCUGGAAGUGUCCUUCUUCUGCAGAGACAUGGAUUGGUGGUGUCACAGCGUGGGACAAGCAGUUACUUUCCAUUGCCGUCUUUGCCGUCUCCUCCCAGGUCCCUGGAGGCACCUGCCCUCCGGACAAGUUAUGGAAUAAUGGGCGCACGGCACAACAGCAAGGGGGUGGGAUACCAAAGCGUUUUGUCUGAAGACAAUGCUGGACCACAAUGGCUCACCUCACGAAACCAGGAGAUCCGACAUCUGAGACGUCGCUGGUUCCACAGCCUCAUGUCUGAGCAGGAAGCGUCUAGAGUGGAGAAAGUUCUUCCGAAAAGAAAAAUCCGACACAAAGGCACGUACAUCGGAUGCUUUCUGGAUGACGCCAAGGACCGGGCACUCAAAGGGAUGGUGUUCUAUGACUUCCGGAAAAUGACCAGCACCUUGUGUCAGGACACCUGCACCGAAAGUGGGUAUCAGUUCGCUGGCCUUGAAUAUGGGUCCGAAUGUUACUGUGGCAACCGCAUCACAAGCACUCGGAUGAAAGAGGAGGAGUGUAACUUGGACUGCAAAGGCGAGAAGGGCGCUAUCUGUGGAGGUGUGUCCCGUCUGUCCGUUUACAAGGUGGAGGAGGUUCUUCCUGGCCAGCGGAGAUACAGGAACGUGCGCUACCGGGGGUGCUUCAAAAAUCCUGACAAGACAACAGCAGCUUCCCUGGCCCAUGCUGUGCAGCCCAACCUCACCUCCCAGUGGUGCAUCAAGACCUGUAUGGAUCAGGAGUUUCCUCUGGCCCUGGUCAGGAACCCCGACUGUUUCUGUGGCUAUGCCACCCCUCACUUCACUCUUCAUGAGCCAGUAAAAGAGGAGCUUUGUGCUGUGGAAAACAGCAGUCUGCCUACCCAGAGUUCCCAUCAGCUAUUCCUCCAGGUCUAUCAGACACCUGUUCAAGAUUCCAGAUGCACAGAGAAGAAGUUUCUACCUGAGAAGUCGAGCUCACUGGUGGCUUUGUCCAGUUUUCCUGGUGCUGGGAACACCUGGGUGAGGCAUCUGAUCGAGCUUGCCACAGGCUACUACACAGGCAGUUACUACUUUGAUGGCACCCUCUACAAUAGAGGCUUCAAGGGUGAGAAAGAUUACUGGAAGAGUGGACGAACCAUCUGCGUGAAGACGCAUGAGAGCGGUCAGCGGGAUAUAGAGAUGUAUGACUCAGCAAUACUGUUGAUAAGAAACCCCUACCGCUCACUCAUGGCUGAGUUCAACCGCAAGUGCGCCGGGCAUCUUGGUUACGCUUCUGAUCAGCACUGGAAGAGCAAAGAGUGGCCAGAAUUUGUGGGUAGUUACGCCUCCUGGUGGGCUUCUCACGUAUUGGACUGGCUGCGUUAUGGAAAGAAACUUCUGGUGGUGCAUUAUGAGGAAUUGCAGGAGGCAUUGGUGCCCACGUUACGAUCCAUCACUUCGUUCCUCAAUGCCAGUGUCGGUGAAGAGCGUCUUCUCUGUGCUGAGUGCAACAAGGAUGGCCACUUCAAGCGCUCAGGUGCGCGACGGCCCACCUUUGACCCCUUCACCCCAGAUAUGAAACGGCUGAUUGAUGGCUACAUCAUUACUGUGGACCAGGCACUCAGAGCCAGCAACCAUUCUGGCUUACCACAGGAGUAUCUUCCAAGAUGAUAAGCCCAGAACUAGAGUACAGAAGUGCUCGUCUUGCUCAAGUUUCAAUGCUACUACCAUGACCAGGAGAUAUUUUGAUACAUUUAUUUCCUCGCAUAUUGAGGUAGAAAAUAAUGCCAUAUGAUGCUGUUCUUCACUGGUGCGCUUUGAGAUCGUCAUGUUUUAACGGCGGUCUGUAGAGGGGAACAAAGUUCAACACUGUUGACAUAACGUGGUGAAUAAUUACAAAGAUUGCAGACCCGAAACUCAAAAACAUCUCUAGUCGGAGGCAAAAUAAGUUUUCCUUCCUACUUUGGGAGGAAAGUUGAGUGCUUAAUUACAUACUUCAACUACAAGUCAACAAGAGGCCUAAUAAACAACAGAUGUAAUUGCUUAUGAACUAAUCUGACGUGUACUGCAGAUAAUAAUGACUUGUCUACCACAAUGACAACAUUAUAAUUUUAUUACUAUACAGUGACUUUUUUGUGUAUGGACCCUUUAGACUGUUUACAGAGCUGAUAUCAAUGGAUGUAGUCUAUUACCAUAACAGAUGACAUGGAUGUAACCACGUAUUGAAGACAAGGGGGGACCGAAUGUUAUCUAUUGAGAAGAAUCAAGUAUUGAAUAGGUCAUUGGUAAACCAAAUCCGAAUAUUGAGUGCAAUGCGUCUAUGGUGGUUACGGCCCUGAUAGAUGAGAAACGAAAUACUCUGUGAUGACGAAGCAGAAUGACAUGUUUUCCCUCCAAACAUUCAAGAUCAAGAAAAUAUGACAUAGCAAACAGACUUAGCAUAUAUCAAAGUCAAAUGAGUAGUGACUGUCCCCAUCCCGCUAGGUUCCUUCAGCUGGACUAGACAAGACUUGCCUUGCGGAAUGACGCUAGCCUGAUGCUAAUCCUCCCAGAGCUGAUUAGCACACCGCCAGCAUGCUCCAGAUGUGUCUGGAUUAAGCGCUGGUGUAAUACUCUUUUGCACAUUGCCAAACUGGGAUCAGCUGCAAAUUCAGACAAUGUCACUGUAGUGCUGGUGGCAGGAAUCCCUCCGGGGGGCUGUUUCUGCAGAGUUAUUCAUUGAGACACAAAAGAUCAAUCGGUUAGCAUCAUUCAGUAUAGGCUAAAUAAAAUUUUCUCACUGAUAGGGUUUGAUCCAUAAUUUAAAAACAGUGAUUAGUGUUACAUAAAGCUGGAGUGUGUAACUCUAAACAGGCUCUCCCCUCAUCUGUCAUUGGUCUGAAAAACCGACAGUAACGCCCCCAAACUCACGCCAUUGGUUGAGUCAGUGUUGCUAUGCUGGACUGGUUGGGAUGCUAAAACAAAAAGAGCAGUUUAAUUGUGCUCCAUACUGUUUACACUUUUGGGGUGGAUCACCUAAACUGGGAUGGUUUACUCACCCUCAUGUUUAUCCCAAACUGGUGUUAUUUCAGUAUUAUGUAUGUACUAUUAUAGUGUUUAUUAACAUUUUGAAUUUGCUUUUAAUUUUAGUUUUUAUUUCAUUUUAGAAUAGAUUUAGUUUUAGUUAACAUUAACAACCCUGCUCCAAACUGCCAUGACUUUCUUUCUUAUCCGAAGCACAAAGGAAGACAUUUUGAGGAAUGUUUUAGUUUUUGUCGAUUAAAUGUAAGUCAGUGGGGUCCAAAAUAACAUUGGAGCUGACUGACUUUGAUUAACAGCUGAAACUUUCCUCAAAAUAACUUUCUUGUGUUCCAUACAACAAAUACAAAUUUGGAACGACAUGAGGGUGAGUAAAUGAUUUUAAUUUUUGGGUGAACUAUCCCUUUAAGCCUUUAUUAACUAUAAGUUAUAAUAUUUUGGCCCCAAAGGAUUCUUAAAAAGAGAUAUGCAUCAGUAAGCUUAACACAAGUAUAAUUAAUGAGCCAUAUAUGAGGUUUAAUGAAAUAUAUCAGAUUUCGCUUUAGGUUUGUUCUAUAAGCCUCUGCCGUGGAGAAUAAAAUGCUGUGCGCCUGAUAUGAAUUAUAAAUGAAUUCCAUUGCGCCCCCACUGUGAUUUCCUGCAGGCUUGGUGCUGAGGUCAUUGUGUCUUGCCUGGAGAACUGUGACAGAUUAAUGUCUGAAUGAAACAGAAUUUUAUUUCCACGCACAUCGCUGCAGUAUAUGGUGCACAUAUAAGCUACAUCGAUAUGUGUACAGCAGUAUGUGAUUGCCUACGUCUACUGUGUGUGUGUGUGUGUGUGUGUGUGUGUGUGUGUGUGUGUGUGUGUGUACAGAAGGUUGUUCCAUGUUCUGGUGCCUCAUUCUAUGGACAAAAAAACAAAACAAAAAACAAAUCCAAUUCCAUUAUGGAUUGAUUAUGUUCACUGAAUUUUCUACAGAAGCAAAUAGGUUCUAUUUCUGCCAACCUGGAGCAAAGGAACAAGAGGCAUAAUUAGCUCAAGUAUUCUUUUUUUGAUUUUCAUAAACUCUCUUGACAUCGGUCAGACUCUGUGACUGCUAUUCACUUGAAUGAAUGCUAUUGAGAGGGGCCGGCCCCCAAGGUUUGACUGCUGUUGUGAAAACACAAUGAAUAAAAUUCAUGAUGCAA